Messenger RNA from Dendrobium catenatum, 1444 nucleotides. RefSeq lists its product as uncharacterized. The transcript is spliced from 4 exons. The record is from RefSeq and is a predicted model, not a curated record. The coding region runs from base 370 to 1041 and encodes 223 amino acids. Lineage: Eukaryota; Viridiplantae; Streptophyta; Magnoliopsida; Asparagales; Orchidaceae.
UGUUGUGCAACACUAAUAAAUGCUUCUGAUCUCCUACUUUUGAAAUGGAGUGGGCUCUUCGUUUCGUUUUUUAGGGUUUGCUUCUGAACAUCGGCGUGAAUUUUAGAUUCGGUGUUGUCCAGCGUAAGUUAGUUUGCACAGUUGGUUUCGAUGUCGGUGUGAUGGAGUUUGAGGGUUUUCUUGGAUCUCUCGAGUUACAUGUUUCUUUAUUCAAUUUGUAUCUGCUGAGCCUGUACUUUUCAAUGGGAGGGGGUACGCAUACCAUGGCGUCUUUUGGCAAAAAAUUCCAUUUUUUCAUUGCGUUUUGAAAGAAAUAUAAGUUUUGUACAUUUUGAGAGGCAGGAGCUUUUUCGUUAACUGGUUGUGAAUAUGCCGAGUGGAGGAGAAAUAGAUAUUGUGAUUGAUAUGGCAAGUUCCACUAAUACUGCCAUUGAGAAUAUGCACAAUGUCGGAGAAGGGAAGAAUUCGUUGUGUGAGGUAUGGAGUGGCUUUGUUGUCUGUGACCGGUCAAUUAGAAGCCAGGAAGCUUUGGGGUUUGAGAAUAAGUUGCAUGAUUGUGCUGAGGUUCGGCUGGAGAAUGGGGAGGCUUUGCUAGUGAAUAAAAGGGUUGUAGGGGACGAGAAGGUUGAAAAGGUUGUGGGAGCUGAGAAUCCUAAGAAGAAAGGAUGUAAGAAACCUCCCAAGCCUCCCCGCCCUCCCCGCCCUCUGUCACUGGAUUUUGCUGACCAGAAGCUCGUAAGGGAGAUUUCUGAGCUUGCGAUGCUGAAGAAGGCUAAGGCUGAUAGAAUGAAGAUAUUGAAAAAAAUAAAAAAUGGGAAAUCAGCUUCAUCUUCUGCUGGAAACACUUUUGCGCUGGUUGUUUCUCUUAUUUUCUGCAUUGUAAUUUUUUGGCAAGGAGUCUUUCCAAAAGGCAGGACAAACUCAACUUUUCUAGGAUCUCCACAAUCAACGAUUGGAACCACUGCUACUAGCAGCAGCAGCAGCAGCAGCAUUUCGAUUGAGUUUUACCGUAAUGUCUCCAUUAACACUGGAUCAAGCUGAGCUUCCCCCAAGGAGGACGCUGUUAAAAGAAUGAGCAGCAGCUGAAUGGCCCGGAGCUUUGGAUUUCGACUUCUUUAGUCAAUAUGAACCAGGGAUUUGGCAUUUUUCCUUCAUAAUCCGCAUGUGUAUAUUUGACGGCUCUUGCCUCGAGCCUGCAUUGUGUGCAUUGAACAUGAGCUUGAUGAUCUUGAAUUUCUGAGAAUGGUGAUUGCUAACUGUUCAGUUCUCUGGCAUCCCUGCGUCACGUUGGAUUUUUUAACCAGUUGUCUGAUGAAGGUCAAUUCCUGAUGAAUUUUAUGUUUAUCUAAUUAAUUAUUUAUUUAUUUAGUGUUAAUUGAUGGAAUUUCUUGAAACUUGGAUUAGUAUGCACGUUUAAAAGAGUAGCUGAGUAAGUUUCCAUUUC